This is a messenger RNA of Cygnus olor (mute swan), 1098 nucleotides long. Its product is annotated as NF-kappa-B essential modulator-like. Gene Ontology annotation, biological process: positive regulation of canonical NF-kappaB signal transduction. NCBI's taxonomy places the organism in Eukaryota, Metazoa, Chordata, Aves, Anseriformes, Anatidae. The annotation marks the transcript as partial. Gene Ontology annotation, cellular component: IkappaB kinase complex; cytoplasm; nucleus. Gene Ontology annotation, molecular function: K63-linked polyubiquitin modification-dependent protein binding. The record is from RefSeq and is a predicted model, not a curated record. The transcript has 8 exons.
AUGGGGGCGUGGCGUCAUCACCCCGCCCACUUCGCCCCCAGCCGGAAGCGCGGCGCGCAGGUUCCGCUUCCGGCGGAAGGCGGAAGCGGGCAGAAGCGCCGAGGGCGGCGCGGCGGCGGCCACGGGCCCUGCGCGCUUCCGGGCCCCGGCGCCGGCCCCGGCCCCGCCGGGCGCUCCCGGAUGAGCGGCGGCCGCUGGCGGAGGCCCGCGGACAUGGCGGCGGCGGGGCCCGAGCUGGGGGCGGCCGGGGACGAGGCCGCGGCGGCGGCGGCGGCCGGGGGCGGGGGGCGGGGCCCCGCGGAGGUGGGGGCGGGGCCUGAGGUGGUGCAGAGGCUGCUGGCGGAGAACCGGGAGCUGAAGGCGGCGCUGCGGCGCAGCAGCGAGGGCGUGCGGCGGCGGCUGGAGGAGCUGGGGCGGCUGCAGGCCGCGCGUCGCGCCGAGCGGGAGCUGCUGCGGGGCCGCGCCGGGCAGGCCCGCGCCCUGGUCGAGAGCCUGCGCAGGGAGCGCGACGACAACGCCCGGCGCCUGCGCAGGGCCCUGGCGCAGCUGGCGGCCGUGCCCCCCGAGGGCCCCGAGGAGGGGUCCCCACAGCCCCCGCCGGAGGGAGCCCCCCCUCCGCCGUCCCCCCCCCCCAGCGAGGACGGGGACGUCCCCGCGGACCCCGUGCCCCCGGAGGACCCCCCCAGGGACUCCCCGGAGCAGCUGCGGCAGAGGCUGGCGGCUGUGGAGGCUGAGCUGGCCGCAGCACGCGCAGCGGCGGAGACGCGGGCGCAGGAGGCGGCGCGGGCGGCCGAGGCGCAGCUGCAGGCGCUGCGGCGGCAGCUGGAGCAGGACAAGGCGUCGGUGAAGGCGCAGGUGACGUCGCUGCUGGGGGAGCUGCAGGAGAGCCAGAGCCGCCUGGAGAGCAGCCGCAGGGAGCGCGGGCAGCUGGAGCAGCGGGCGCAGGCGGCGGGCGAGCGGUGCCGGGCGCUGGAGGAGGCGGCGGCGGCGCACAGCCUGCAGCUGGACCAGCUGCGCCUGCAGGUCGCCAACCUGGAGGCUGCGCUGCGCGUCGAGCGCCAGGGGGCCACCGAGGAGAAGUGGGUGACGGGGGGGGGC